Molecule: messenger RNA, 4042 nt
Organism: Colossoma macropomum (tambaqui)
Lineage: Eukaryota; Metazoa; Chordata; Actinopteri; Characiformes; Serrasalmidae
Gene: zcchc2
Product: zinc finger, CCHC domain containing 2
Exons: 15
Coding region: 269-3274 (1001 amino acids)
Molecular function (GO): nucleic acid binding; zinc ion binding
Source: RefSeq, a predicted model, not a curated record
GACCCAGCAGUUCGCAGGGCGAGGGGGGGAGGAGUCCAAAAAUGAUUGGCAGGAUUUUCUGGAGGCACGGCGGAGCGAGUAAUCUGGCAAACUGACCACAACCACACCGCCUAUCCCGACGAGAGAAACCUAAGAUUUAUUUUUUUCGCGAAUUCCGUUCCAGUUCGGCCACUAUUUCUUCUCGAAUGUCUAAAAAUCGGCGGGAAGGCGGUAUCUGCAGACUUAUAUCACCGAUGCUCGUUCAACAGAUCGCCUUACGGAGUGGAUAAUGCUUAAGAUGAGGCUGCCGGUGAGAGCGGCGGAGGAGGGGGGCGACACGGCCGACGGGGAGCGACGGGAAAGCGGCGAGUGUGGCACGAACUGCCCGUUCGGUUCCGCUUUUAGCUCCGCCGCUUGUAACGGGUCCGAGGAGCCGAGCAGCAGGAGACGGAGCCGCCCGCUGCAGCUCGAACUCGACAAGGAGGCGGUGUUCGAGUGGUUCGGUCUGCGCCUGAGCCCGGCCAAGCGAGUGGAGUUCAUGUGCGGUCUCCUCCAUAUGUGCCAGCCGCUCGAACUCCGCUUCCUGGGCUCUUGUCUGGAGGACUUGGCCCGAAAAGACUUCCACGUCCUGCGGGACUUCGAGGCGCGGGCGAACAGCCCCGCCGACCUGGCGCUGCUGACGGACGUGGCCGACCCCGUCGUGUUUUCCAGGCUGCUGGUCUGCCUGUCCCUGCUGGGCUCCAAGAACAGGGAGUGUGCGGGGAUACUGUACCGGACGUUGAGCCAUAUGGACGUGUUGCAUAUAGGGAGCUGUGGGGUGCCUUACUCGGGGCUCCACCCCGGCCAGCCCAGCUGUGAGGCCGGACUGGAGGAGGCAGCGGAGCCGGUGACUCUGGAGCAGCUGGCUUUGCUCUUCACCAUGGCCUCCUUACACCCGGCGUUCACUUUCCACCAGCGGGAGGUUGUCAGAGCUCAACUGGAACGCGUGGAGGCGUUAAUGGAGGAGAGGAGGGCGAACCAUGGAGGCUCCAAAACUCAAACACUGCAGAACGAGUUUUCUCGGCCGGACUACCUCUGUUCACACACUGAGGGGAGCAGAAUGUGGUCACCAUGUCCUGGUCCAGUCCAGCACCUCAGCGGCAUGCCUCAGAGGCAAGUGUUGCACAUUGAGAAGAUCAUACUUAAGGAGAUCUCUCUAGGAGGGGACUGCAGACAGUACUGUUUUGAGGUGAAUUGGUCAGACUCCUCGUCUACUGCUGUGACCAAAAGUCACCGUGAAUUACAGGACUUUCUGUCGAAGCUGAAUAAGGAGCAAGGCUCAACUGGCUUGGAGCAGAGCAUUGUGGGUUUACUGAAUCAGGCUGAGGGUGAGCACAGAGACCUGGAGAGAAUGCUCAGGGAGAUGUUUUUGUCCGUGCCGCAGGAGUUUCUUCAGAUGUGCCAGGUUUCUGGGUUUUUCCCGCCUGAUGUGUCUUCCCUGCACUGCAGCCACUGCAACAGCGCACCUGGAGCCAGAAUGCGACAGCCAGCUCCUCGCUUCUCAGAGGACUGCUCAGAGACCUCCAGCCUGGAGGAGGAUGUUGAUGCCUUUGGAGUCUCCUGCUCGAGGAACCUUACACACAGUGUCAGAAAUACAGGACACAGUAAGCAGCAGCCAGAGGUCAGCCAGUGGGAGUGCAGCAGAAGGAGUGUCCACAGUGAGAUGAAUGGAGAGGUGAAAGGGAGGAGGCGAAGCUCCCAGCAGAGUGGGGCGGAGCCACAGCAGGAGCGUGAGAACCCAGCAGUUUGUGUGUCCACUCAGAACUGCUCAGAGGAGAGGAACGCAAUGAAGAACAAAGGGAGGCCGCCAGGCAAAAGGUGUGUGUUUUUCAGGGAAAGAGGCAGGAGAGGCACAGCUGUGAAAAGCUCUGUAGCCAAUGGGAUUCAGCGAGCGCCUGCUGUUCAGAUGAUGACCCAGGCCGUGUGUAAGGCCACAGGCAGGGACACUUAUGGAGAAACAUCAUCAGAAAGCUCCAACUCUGUGCCGUCUAGCCCUGUUCAUCACCAGCGCAGCCUGGAGACCCAAGACACAGAGAGUCAGUCGGAUAACUCUGCCCAGGAUCUGGCAGACAAAUCCCACCUUCCCAAGGCUGCAGGACGGAAGGCAGUUGCCAUGGUGAACCCACUGGUGGCAGAGCCGGACCGGCCGUGCCCGGACGUCCCACGCUCCUCGGCUGUGGUGGAGCUGGCCCUGAGCUCCUGCCUCCCCUACGCCCUGCAGUACAGCCCUGCACACAGAGAUGUAGGAAAACCUGGAGAGAGCAAACUAACCAUCACCAUUCCCCUGACCAAGCAGGACCGCAGGUACACCCGGCAAGCCUCUGGGGGCCCAGUGGAGACCCCUGCCACCCCCCAGCCACAGCAGCUCCCCAUGGGUGCCAUCAGUGUGCUCUCACCCACCCAGUGCCCCUUGCAGCCAGCCUGCCCAGAAGCGGCCCAACACCAGUCUCAGGUUCCAUCCACCAUCGCUUCUCCUGCAGCGAAGGCCAGGGUCGCUGGCCAGCCCCUGCCCCACCACGCCUCGUCCAACCAAACGACUGGUCCCGGACCACUACUUCCUGCGUCCCUCACCCACAGCACGGCUCAGAGCGAGACACCUUCGUCUUACAUUAACAGUGUCAGCGCCUGCACUGGUCCCUGCACUCCCCUCCCAGCUCAGACCCACUCACACACGCAGCCGCAGACACAACCCACCGUCCAGCAGCAGCAGACGGGCUGCAAUGCCUGUGGUUGUCGUGGCAGCUGUGGAGGCAGCGGAGCCCACCAGUCAGCCAAUCAGUCACACAACUUCUUCCUGCCACCCCACGGAGCCCGCCAGGUGUUCGGCCCACCUCCUCCAUUUUUCCACCUUGCUCCAUCGUUGUGCAGCACCGCCGCCUUCCCCAGCCAGGCCCACCAGAACAACGGGACGCCUCCCCUGCCCUUCUAUGCCCAUGCCUCACCCACCGCAGCCUUUGCAGGCUCUGCCCUACUCCAUGCCCACUCAGACCACCUGCUGGCCGCUCAGCCGGGAUAUGCCCUGCCCCAGGUGGGGGCGUUCGGCCGCCUCUACCCACCCCUCUUUCCCCCGGUGGGCGUGGUGCCCGGAGGGGCGGGGCUGAAGAAGGGCGGAACAGUGUCCUGCUAUAACUGCGGCAUGAGUGGCCACUACGCACAGGACUGCAAGCAGCCGUCCAUGGAUGCUGGGCAGCCAGGUGGCUUCCGGCUUAAGUACGUUGCCCCACACUCGUCGGAAGCACUAGACAAAGCUGAUUGACAGCAGAGGACCAUGGAAGCACUCUGUUUCACUUUCCAGCUGUUCCCUGUAGUAAAGAGGCCAGAACCCCCUUGUUAAAAGCGAUGUGAUUUUUGUGUUAUUUGUAUUAGGCAUCUUUAUAAGAUUCUUGAGUUAGAGAUUGUGGAAAAACCGGCCCCAAACUAAGGCAAAUUUAUUUGUUUGUUUUUCCCUCAAAAGCUUUUCAGUGUAGUUUCAGUCAUUCAUGAAGGCAUAAACAAAAGGACACUAGGGCUUCUGUAUGAAGACUGAAUGAUUUAAUUUUAAUGUGACUGAAUAGGUUGGAUGCCAAGAGCAGUUUGUUGUAUGCUUCCAUAUCUUAUUUAUCCAUAUAUGAUCAUAUUUCAACUGAAAUUCUCACGUUUCAGCCAAGAAUAGGAGGGAGGAGUUAUUGUGAAUCUUAACUUGAGUAUUUAGUAGCCUCUACUUUUUGAAAUGGACACAUUUUAUAGAGGCCCAAGGAAGAGUUUCAGAAAUUUUUAUACUUGCUACGAGCAGCUAAUAAGAGCUAAAAAAAAACAAAAACAAACUGUAUUUACUGUUUAUUUCAUUUACAUAUUUUUGUUUUCUUUUUUUGGAGACCAUUUUCUUUUCUGAUAGUUACAGAAGAUUAAUUUUUUUGGUAAGAAAUACAUAAUUACACUUUUUCUUUUUCAAUGUGAGUGUUUUGAAUGUAAACUGUAUAACUACACUAGUCAGAUAUACUGUGAACUGGUCUGAGUUGAACAUUAUACUUUGGUCAUUCUGUUU